GCUGCCCCUCGGCCCUUUCUGUUGAUUCUAUCAUCUCCAAACCGUCGCCACGCCAAAGAAACCGUCUCAGCCGCUGUUGCUGCAUCUAACCCACGUUCGCUUUUUGCAAACACCCUUAGGAAGUCCUCGUUGACUCCUGUCAUUCGCUUUGUUUUUUGUUUUAGUCUCCUGACCCGUCGUAAAAUCCCAGAAAGACUCCUCAGGCUCCUCAGAUCUCCUCUCGACCCCGCGUGGCAACCUCUACUAGCAGCAGUACCCGCAUUUCUCUCUCAACUCGACUCUCGGCAUCCAUCCAGGGGCUCUCUCGGCUCUCCACAUCCCAUAACUGCAUCGUCUAGUCCACCAUCCAAGGUCCCGGCCAUCACCCACCGAUCAUCAUAACCCCAUCAACCCAUCCCAACACAGCGCAGCUCCUGGCCUCAGAUCAUCUCUGGUCCCAAGGGGAAAAAUCAGCUCUUCUCACUCCAGCCUCACGCCCAACCUGGUUCCGCUGUGUGCACGUCAACCGGGCCCUUCCCUGAUGUUCCUGUAAAACCCAAGUCUUCGAUCUUGCCCACACUCGCUUUUCAACCCCAAAAAAAAAAAAGAAACCCCCGUCAACAAUAACAACAACAACCACGUUCGCUACCGCUUAGCAGGAAGCUAGGGAGUAAGACCACGGGAAUAGGAUUGUGGCCAGAAGUCUUCGAGUAACAACUCCUACCGCUUGUCUGCCAAACGUUCUGUCUCGCCGUAGCUUCCGAGGCUCCACAUUGUACUAGGCCGCCAUCUGGAAUAUUCGAGUAGUCUUCCGACUCUCGAGCACUGCAAUUCGCUUGAACCCAAUAUCCGGCGCCUGUGCCCAUUCUCGUGAAUCACACGGCCUCUCGCACGCAUCACACGCGAUCCUGCGUGUGAUAUUUCAAGACAGCACAACUCGCUCUUCCGUCAAACCCUUUGGCAACAAUGGCUGGCCCCGGCGGUGGUCCCCCCCGACGAAGCCACACCAAGUCUCGCAAGGGCUGCGAAACUUGCAAGAAGCGGCACAUUAGAUGUGACGAGAGCUUCCCUCAGUGCAAGAACUGCACCAAGCACAAGAUCCGAUGUCCGUACAAUGACAUCCCCGUUCAGGAGGCUCGCCCCAACGGGCCCCCGGACCUGAUGUGGACACCCGAGGUCGAAAUGGCCAUCAACCAGUGGCGCCAGUCAGGCGUCUUCCCCUUCGACCUUGAUAUCCAUCCUGUCCCGGCCCCGCAGUACUACUCCUUCGAGGAGCUGCGCUUGAUCUAUCAUGUCGCCUCGAUCAGCUUCCGACUGAAUGCUCUCGAUGCUAAUGGCUUCACACUGUGGACUUCCAAGAUUCCAACUCUGAUUGGCAUCGGCACCACACAUCGUUUCGUCAUGGACGCGCUCUUGGCCUUCUCCGCGGAGCACAUCUCCAGCGUUACCAAUUGCCCCAUGGUUGGCAAGAUGGCUUUCGAGCACCGCGGCAACGCCCUCACCGGGCUCUCAAAGGCCAUCGCCACCUUCACUCAAGCCAAUUCAGAUGCUGUGCUAGGCGCAGGUCUUGUGCUGUCUUGGCAGGCUACUGAUUGGCGCAGCUGGACAAACCACAUGCAGGGUACCCGUCGGAUCAUCGAACUCAUGGAUUCUUGGAAGGACAAGUCCCAGUUCGCCGAUUUCAUCGGCGAGACUACCACUUUCCCAACGGCUCCUCCGUCUCCCACGCCCGAUCACAAACCUAGACUGCCUUCCAAAGACGAUGUUGAGCCUUCCCUGGCUCGCAUGCUUCAGCACCUGCAGAAGCUCGAGGCUCAACUGAAGCAGAAUCGGGAGGACACCAAGCUAGUUGCUCAACUGAUCAGCUUCCUCAAAGGCACCCGCAAGGUGGACCCCGCCUUGCAGGUUGCGGACCAGUUCGAACGCCUCAAGCCACUGAGGGACUGGCUCUUCUGGCUCCCUGUCGGACAGCUCCAGCAAACGCAGGCUUCUCCAAGCGCGCUGAUCAUUAUUGCUCACUACUACGCUGUGGCCCUCCUGAUGGAGCGCAUGUUCCCUGAGAUAGGCGCCGCCUACUUCGGCAGCCUCUCCAUCGGGCCCCUGGAAGACAUUUCUCGGCGCCUCAAGUCGAUCAGCUUGGCCUACGGGGGAGAGCAUCAUCCCGAGUUGCAGUCUCUGUUUCAGCUAAUGGACUACGCCACCCAACUGGUACAGGAGUUCCGCAACCGGAUGGGUUGGUACGCGCCCGCGCCUCCGUCACCUUUCGGUGUCUUCGAAGACUUCAGCUUGCCCAUGACAACAGCACCAAUGCCGGACGGUCUUCAAUAUGCCGAGAACCCGAUCUUCAGCUACAGCACCGAGAACCUGUCAGUCAAGACGGAAGGCAGCGCUCCAGGUGUCCCUGUGAGCCCCAUGGCCAUGCCCUCCCCGUACAGCAACCAGCAGUACCUGAACAUCCCGGCCCCCAUGAAUGGUUGUUACAGCCCUGUCUCAAGCACCUGCGAGGCCUCCAGCGUCGGGGAUGACUUUUACGAGGCGUCACCGGUCUUCUACAGUGACAACGAGGAUUAUGGCUCCUACGAUAUGGGUUUCGCCGGCACCCACUCCCACCUGGGCGGGCCUUACGGCGUUGGGACUCACUCGCCUUUCUUGAGCACAACACCCACUCAACAAGUACCAGAGAACGCCUUGUUUCCACCGGUUUCAGCAGGCCCUCAUUCUCCUUUCCUGACCCCGGGGGGGUUUUCGAUGCUUCCAGUCCCUGAAUCUCCAGUCGUCUCGUACUCGCACCCGUUCACACACCAUCGGAAUAUCUCCACGGCUUCGGCUCCUCCAAGUUAUCACCAUCAGGUUGGGGAGAGGAGGAGCACGCCAUAAGACUUGACCUAUCACUUGCUUUGGAGGCUCUUGCCACGAGACCUCGAUACUCUCAUAAUCUUUUAAUGAUGUUCGAGCUGUCGCUCGACUUUCGUUUCCAACACAGCCGCAACUGCACGACACACUCCUUCGACCACCACGAUCGAUUAUCUUUCAACAGGACCCCUGUCCUCGGGUGCGCAUCGCCGCCCAGCCGCUCCUUUUGAUUAGCACACGAACCUCGCCAUGUACACAACAUACAUGCCUACGCUCCUUUGUUCCACUUUGUUCGAUUUUACAACGUAUCACCAGAUACGUUUCGACACUCAUUUGUUCGACAGCGAUGAUACCCACUCUAGACGUUCCUUUCUCACAACAUCGGCCUGGAUGAAUGCAUAUUUAGACACUCCUUUAGCUGCUACACAUUUAUGGCGGAACCUUUCGACAUAGACGACACUCCUUACGGAUGAUGAUCAUGAUACCCGACUGCAUAAGCGACUGUUGUUUUUGGAUUUCACACUACGGAGGCAGGCUCGGACUUGGUGGGAUGGGGUCGGCAUACCCACUGGAAACCGGGGCGGUGGCAAUCAGCAUGCAUGGCGCGGCGUUUUGGUUUGCCGUUCGGCUAGUCCUAAUUUUGUUUUGGAUCACGGAGGGAGCGAUAGGGCUGAGAGCAGAUUGUGACCUGCUAAUGGGGGGGUAUAUGGCGUUCUGGGCGUAAAAGCAGCCCUUGAUCAAAAGAAGAUCCCAGACAUCGCAUGAAAUAGUUGUUUGUUUAUAUGCUUGUUUAUGCAAAAAGGAGCUCCCGGUUGAGUGAGUGCGAAACCAGGAGAAGUGUCUAACAGAUCGCGGUUCGACAAAACAGGUGUUGAUGCCGGGCUCAAGGUCGGCUAACGGCCUGAGUGUCUGCAGGGAUCUAAUAAUUAAUGAUAAUCUUUUGUCCAGUGCG
Molecule: messenger RNA, 3784 nt
Organism: Diaporthe batatas
Lineage: Eukaryota; Fungi; Ascomycota; Sordariomycetes; Diaporthales; Diaporthaceae
Exons: 7
Coding region: 946-2856 (636 amino acids)
Biological process (GO): regulation of transcription by RNA polymerase II
Molecular function (GO): zinc ion binding; DNA-binding transcription factor activity, RNA polymerase II-specific
Source: RefSeq, a predicted model, not a curated record